Messenger RNA from Liolophura sinensis, 2517 nucleotides. RefSeq names its product receptor-type tyrosine-protein phosphatase kappa-like. NCBI's taxonomy places the organism in Eukaryota, Metazoa, Mollusca, Polyplacophora, Chitonida, Chitonidae. Gene Ontology annotation, molecular function: protein tyrosine phosphatase activity. The coding region runs from base 1 to 2046 and encodes 681 amino acids. The record is from RefSeq and is a predicted model, not a curated record. Gene Ontology annotation, biological process: protein dephosphorylation. The transcript is spliced from 19 exons.
AUGAAUGAUCUGUGUGGUGAAUUUUCCUCCAAUUUCACCUUGGAAUGCGUGAGGCCUUUAUGCUGGGGUCCACCGUGGGGAGUAGUGGCAGCGUUGCUGGUGCCGCUUAGUCUCGUCGUCAUUGUAAUAUUUCUUCUUAGACGAAAGGUUAAAAGGUCAGACAACGAACAUCUGCUUGACAAUUCUGAGAAUGCGUGGCAAACAGAUGAUGGAUGUGAACAAGAAAUCUGUGUUGAUGAUUUCGUCGUUGUCACUGAACAGCGCCGGUCCACUCGCGUCGAGGUGAGCAGUAUUCUGGAGUACAUCACAAGUCGACUUGCUGAAGAACAUCCAUUCCAAGAUGAGUUCAAGGAGCUUCCUGCCGGACUACUUUAUGAUCACGAGGAAGCAUACAAGCCUGAGAACGAAGGACGAUUCCGCUACCGAGGAAUAGUUCCAUACGAUCACUCCAGGGUUAUAUUACGAACUCUAAGACCCACACAGGAAACUGACUUCAUCAACGCCUCCUACAUUGAUGGAGGAUACAUCGCUGCACAGGGUCCAACGUCAAACACGAUCACGGAGUUCUGGAGGAUGAUAUGGCAAGAAAGGUGUAGCCGUAUAGUGAUGCUGACCAACCUUCACGAGUGGGGAGUUAAAAAGGUGGAACAGUACUGGCCAGAUGAAGGGGAAGUUCGAUAUGGCGACCUGGUCAUCAAAAUGGGAAGCGUCCAGCAUUUCUCAAACACUCUUUUGAGAAGGCUUACAAUUAACUUGGGUAACGAGUCACGUGAGGUGUUGCACUUCCUGUAUCCUGACUGGCCGGAUCAUGACGUUCCCAGUGAAACGGCUGGUAUCCUUCACUUCCGGUUCCAGGUUCACUCGGUUGACCGCCAGUCCACUGGGCCGAUUGUCGUCCACUGCAGUGCCGGCGUCGGGAGAAGCGGGACGUUCAUCGCUCUGGACUUACUGCUCCACCGAUGUCUGAGAUCCCGUCACGUGAACGUUUUCUCCUGCGUCGUUCACCUCAGGAGCAGGCGCACUCAGAUGGUGCAGACGCUGGACCAGUACGUGUUCCUUCACAAGGCUCUCCUGGAUGGUAUGCUCUGUGAGGGUUCUAUCAUGCUGGAGGAAGAUUUCUUGGCGGCUUCGGUGCGAAUCUCGAGGUCGUCACAUGACUACGAGAACUUGAACCGUAUUAGCCAGCAGUAUGAGAAACUUGAAGCUAUAAAACCCUUGUUGGAUGAGCAGCCAUGUGAAGAAGCCACCAGUCCCGAGAACAUUGGUAAAAACCGAGAUUUGAAUUGUUUACCUGAUUUCCGCUUCCGGGUGUACCUGACUUCCGUAACCGGAAAGGACAACUACAUCAACGCCGUCUACUUCCCGGGCUAUGGGAAUCGUCGUCUGUUUAUCUCUACCCAAAUGCCGCUGUCUAACACGGUACAGGACUUCUGGCGGAUGAUGGAAGAACACGACUGUUCCACGAUCAUUACUCUGGAACCAUGUGAGAAGUUUGACAUGUACUGGCCUGACAUAGGACAGUCGCUAAACCUGGACUGCUUUGACGUUACCCAGACUGAUCAGAGAACCCUGAACGCCAUGGUACAACGGACUUUUACACUGGACUAUAAGAAAUGGGGUAACAAGCAGAGAGUGGUCAAGCAGUUUUGUUUCACUCAGUGGCCGAGUGAUAAGGCCAUUCCGUCAUCACACGUCUUUCUACUCCUGCUAAUGGAAGCCGUGGCAGAGUGGACUGGAGAGCCUCCGCUGUCUACAAUCGUCCUGCAGUGUCGGAAUGGGGCUGAGCGAUGUGGACUGUUUGCUGUGUGUUGGUCUGUGCAUCAGCGACUGAGUCAAGACGGUAUUUUCUCCUUGAUGUUGACCGUUAAAGAGUUGAGACGGGCACGAACUAAAGUCAUCACCUCUCUGGAGCAAUACAGAUUCUGUGAAGAAUUCAUACUGAACUUCGCCCAGGGACACCAUGAGUACAGUAACAUUGAAUUCGCACCGCCGAAAGUGCCGGAGAAAUAUAAACCAACCAAAAAGCCCCGAAAGUUAAUGAACUAACAGCUCAAAAGGGUUGUUGUUGUUUUUUUUUCAGAAAACGGAACGAAUGAAUGAAUGAAUAAUUGCAGCCGGGAAAUAAAAGAAAGUAACACUGUUUAUGUAAAGUAAAGUUGCAAUCUGGAAAUCCUUGUGUGAAGAAAGAACCAUUUUCUAUUGUAUAAUGUCAUAUUUGUGCCAUUACAUGGAUAUACAUGUAGGAGAAGUGUAUUUGUUGAAUAAUGAUCUUUGUCUUAAAUAUUCCGCGGGAGAACCUUGUUGCGUUUACUUUUGCUUUCUGGGGCCGAUUCCAUAAAGCCAUUUUUCACUUAAGUCAAAAUUUGAAAUGCACAAUUUUAGAAUUUAUUUUUGGGACCAAGAAAUUACAAUUUAGAACACCUUAUGAAUGUCAUCUGAAGAUAAAUUUAUAAACAUUACAACUUACAGAACCCCCCAAAAAGUAAAAUGAUGAGAUUAUAAAUUUUGACUUAAGUC